UACUUAUAGGUCAUUCGUGAUCUGACAUUUAUUAUUAACCAAUUAUCAUAUAUAUUUUCCUUCAUCUUGAUUAUAUUUACAUUAUCCAUCCAAAAUGAGACUACAUUCAGAUGUAUACAUACGUUUCUUAUGGAAAUGAAUCUCCAAUUAUGCAUAUUAUUGUAUAUAUAUUAUAGUAAACAUCACAACUAUGCAUUGUGAAAAAUUCUAAGAAGCCCAUUUUGUAAUUUUAAAUUAUGGUCUUAAUACAUUUUAGGAAAAUUUGUAAAUAUUAAUCCAACCUUUGGCCGGUUUUCUUUAAUUAAGCCAACAUAUGAGUUAUUUUAGAAUAAUCCGAACUUUUAUAGUCAUUCUCUUUUAAUAGUCCCAACAGGUAACCCACCUGCUAUAACAAGUUACCUAUACACGUGUCCCUUUCUAAUUAGUCAAAAAUAUUAUCAUUUUUCUUUUUUUUUCUUUUUCCAAGCUCCCAUUUUUAGAUUUUGUUCUAAUUAUUGAAUGAAAAUGUCAAUUGUAUUCUAUUAUUUUGUUCUAAAUCUCACUCUGCUCUCUUCUCCGCUCUCUUCUAUGCUCCAUCUCCUUCUCCUUCCUUCCUCAAUUCAGCGCCUAUAACCUCAAUUCAGCGCCUGGAAGAGAAUCCAAAAGCGAAACACCAUUAUCAGAUCGACCGAGAAUCUCACGGUAAUCAGACGGCAUAAAAUUCUCCUAAACAGCAUCAGAAUCAGAAGCAGACUUGAAAAUCUUUGAUAUAGAAGAGAAACGACAUGCAUCACGAGGACUAGUGAAGGAAACAACAGCCGCGAUGCAUCCUUCCGGUAGAACAUAGAAAUCUAUGCCGCAGAAGAUCUCUUCCUCUCCUUCUUCUUCUCCCCCUCCUUCUACCAUUUUCAAUUCCUCCAUUAACGAAAUCGAAUUUUCCAGAAACUAAGAAAUGUCUGGGUUCGUGAUGUGAUGUGAGGUGAGAGGAGGAUGUGUUCGGUGACGGGUUUAUAUAGACGGUGAAUGAAGAGGCAGGGGGGAGUGAGGUGAGAAACAGCUUAAUGGGAGAGGAAGAUGUUCUGGAGUUGAGGUUGAUGGAUUUGGUAAUCUUGCUAAGGCUUUGUUGGAGAAGAUUUCCUAAACCUGAAUUUGAAUUCGGUCGGAGAAAGAUCGGCGGUUGUGGGAUGAAGAUGAUCGAUGAUUGCUAAAGAUGAUAGGGGGAGAGGGUGAAAUUAUUUUCUAAAAAGACAAAUUAGGAUAAGUAUUACCAUUUUAAUAGGUUACCGGUCACAUGGGACUAUUAAAAGAGAAUGACUAUAAAACUUCGGAUUAUUCUAAAAUAACUCAUAUGUUGGCUUAAUUAAAGAAAACUGGCCAAAGGUUGGAUUAAUAUUUACAAAUUUUCCUACAUUUUAUCAGUAUAUUUAUGUUUCUCUUUAGUUUUGCUUUUGUAAGCUCUAAUGGAAUUAGAGGUAAAUUAAGCAUAGAUGAUACAACUCGUACAAGCCACGCAACGGUUGUUGGAAGCUUGAAAUCAAACAUAACGGCGCAACCAACUACAAGCAAUUACAAUUUGGAAUUGAAGUGGAGAGGGCCUGGAGCAGAGUUUUCAGGAAUAGUGAUCCGCGGUUCUUUUGAAGAUGUAUAUACGGAGAUAAGUGUGUUCAAACCAAGCCCGGUAAAACCUGGUCAUACUAGUUCAACCUUUGUUGCACUUGAAGCCGGAGAAGGCGCCAAUUUUAAUUGUAUACAAGCUGGGUGGACGGUAAUUUAUUGUAUCUACUGGAUUAAGAUAUCUUAAUUAUUUAAUUUUAAUCAUCAAUUAAGAAGCUAGGUUUUCCUAUCAUUUGGUAAUCAUAUAUGACGCAUUAAUUAUAAAUACUGUUUGUUAGAUUUGUGCGUUUGGGAUGAGAUGUUAAAGAAAUUUGAUAGACAAGUUAAUAAAGAAAACUUAAACUAAGAUCCAGAUCAAAGAGUUGAGUUAUUAAGGGUUAUGUUUUUCAAUUAAGUUCGUUCAUUUAACUUCUCGAAUAUAUUUCUUAAAUUCCGUGUCUAUAUUAAGUUUAUUACUUAUGUCGUCAAAAAAAACAAAAACUUGUUACGCAGUGCAAGUAAAAAAAAAAGUGGAAGUAUAUAUUGGAAUUAAAUAAAUAAAAGUUACUGAAAAUUCUAUGUUGCGAUUUAGGUGAAU
This is a messenger RNA of Spinacia oleracea (spinach), 2170 nucleotides long. RefSeq lists its product as uncharacterized. The record is from RefSeq and is a predicted model, not a curated record. The transcript is spliced from 3 exons. NCBI's taxonomy places the organism in Eukaryota, Viridiplantae, Streptophyta, Magnoliopsida, Caryophyllales, Amaranthaceae. The coding region runs from base 1406 to 1780 and encodes 124 amino acids.